This is a messenger RNA of Phodopus roborovskii (desert hamster), 2648 nucleotides long. It is a transcript of the gene CUNH1orf115, whose product is annotated as chromosome unknown C1orf115 homolog. The transcript has 2 exons. Bases 71 to 496 code for a protein of 141 amino acids. The record is from RefSeq and is a predicted model, not a curated record. Lineage: Eukaryota; Metazoa; Chordata; Mammalia; Rodentia; Cricetidae.
GGAGCGGGGCGGGGCACCGAGCAAAGGUUGGCUUCUUAGCCCCGGACCUUCUCCGCAGCUCUCCGGCAUCAUGACGGUGGGCGCCAGGCUCCGAAGCAAAGCGGCGAACAGCUUCGCGCUCCGGGGGCGCCUGGGGCGAUCGCGGGGCACGGGUGACGAGGAGACAGAUGCCAUCGUAGAGCACCUGGAGGGUGAGGACGAGGACCCGGCGAGCCAGGAGGGUGAGCACGAGGAGAGCGGGCGGCGCGCGGGGACCCCAAGCGCGCGCAGAGUGCACCUGGCUGCGCUGCCUGAGCGUUACGAGCCCCUGGAGGAGCCUGCGCCAGGUGACAAGCCUAAGAAGAGAUAUCGGCAAAAACUGAAGAAGUACGGCAAGAAUUUCGGGAAGGUCAUCAGCAAAGGAUGCCGGUACAUUGUCAUUGGCCUGCAAGGAUUUGCUGCAGCCUACUCUGCCCCAUUUGGAGUGGCCACCAGCGUCGUGUCCUUCGUGCGCUAAUAGGAGCUGCAGGGGCAGGCAUCACCAGAAUCCUUCUGCCCCCCGGACAGUUUGAGUCCACCAGCACUUCAGACUCGAACUCAGGAACUCUAAAGAGGAACCCUGCUUCAUGCUCCGUUGUUGAACUGGUUGGGCCAUCCCCGCUUAUCCGCUGAGCCACUUGUUUAUCUUGGACAUGGGUGGAUCUUGGGGUCAGUCCCAUGGAGAAUUGAGCCAAAGUCAAGUUGGGGUGAGGGUUAGCUUGCUUCCUGUACUGGCUAGAGCCUUCCUGGGGUACACAGGAAGGCAGACUCAUGGCAGAUCUGGGGUCUGAGCCAUGCAGGUAGUGGGUGAAUUUUGAGGGAGGAGGGUACAGAUCUCUAAUGGGAUAGUUAGUUGCAAGGUUCUGGAAAGGCACUGGCCUUGGCCUUCCUUGAUCCUCUCAUUAAGGACAGUGAGGGAGCUGUUGCUGACAUCUUUCUCUCCAUCUCUUUGCUUUACUGAGCUGUCAUCGGGAGUUUAAUUACAGGGUUGGGGAAGAAAGAAGGAAGGAAACAGUCUUUGAAGACCACGAUGCUUUGAAACCCAUGUUCACAGCUGUGCGGGGACUGUUGAAAGUAGAUCAGAGCAUGUCAUUUUCAUGAGUAUUUUAUAACUACACAGCUGGCAAAGAGGGAGGGAGGGAGGGCGAGUUCAGAAGCAAGCUUGGAGGCUGCAACAAACAGGUGCUUUCAGAGUCUGAACCUGGUCCAAAGAUUGUGUUUGGAGCUGGCAGGAGUCCAGGGGGAGGGGGCAGGGGCAAGGGAGAGAGGGAAAGAGAGAAAAGGAAAGGGAGAGAGGAGAGGGAGAGAGAGGAGACAGAGAAUUGACAAAUAUAUUUAGAGGAGCAAUAGAAGUUGGGAGCCAGGAAUGCAAGCUUGCAAUGGGGGCUGGGCUAGUUGUAUGUAGGACCAGAGGAAGCUGGGGGACCAGAGGCAUUGUGGUGGUUGAGUUAACACUUCUUAGGCUAGCAUCUCACUUGGAAUCAAAGAUUAAUCUAGGCAUGAAUCCCAGGCUUGAGACUCACUAAGGAUGGCUCAUAGACUACCUUGAGUGUUGGGAGAAUGAGAGAAGAAACCCUUUUAAGUCUACAAUGUCUGGGAAACUGUACUGGUUGUUUCACAACUGUCUUCAAAGUUGUUCACAGAGGUUCCUCUCCCCAUGACCCUUGGCCAACCCCACAGCAGGUCAAGAUUCAACCUUGAUUCUAGAGCAUUCAAGAUCCAGAACAGUCAGCAUCACCUUGUUGGCCUGGGAGACUUCCUGGGGCAAACAAAGAAAGCCAAGAUGCUCACCUCUCACCCGUUGGGGCCAACCAUCAGGCACUGGUGGGUGGGUGGGAAGAUGGACAGAAAAGGAGCAGGUAGAGGAGACCAUAGCAGUUGCCCACUCAGAUUCAAACUCCUUUCUGGAGGCUCCUGUUUUAAGUGGCCUGGUCCCUCGAGCUGGGAAAUAAGUGGUCUUGCUUGAUCCCUAGUAUCUAAAAGCUGGUUAAUACAGGUUCACACAUGUGACAGGAUGAUGCUUGCCUGGUAGUCCUAGGAUGGAAAAUGGGAAGGUAAAUAGGAGAAAAAGUCACAUGCAGUUGGCUGGAAAGAAUCAGGAAUGUGAAGCUUGCGAGAUGUCUCCCCUGCCACCUCCUGAUGCCACAGAACCUCCAGGGAGCCCACAACAUCCUGCCAGGAAGGGAGUGUGACCCAGGGAAGGAAUGAGCAGUCAAGGGUGCUUCAUAUCCCAGGAGUCUCUUCCUCCUCCCCAAAUUGGAAGAUCAGUAAAGCCAAGCACAUCUGGCCCUGUGCCUCUUCCAGUCUGGCUAAGAAUUAACUCGGAAAUGACCAAAGUCAAAAGCUUGCAGGGGCGGUCCUGGGCCACCCUCCCUGGAAGGUCGAUUUCAGCCCCAGGAUCAGGCUGUGUGAUCACAUCCCCUUGUGGAGCUUUGGGUUCAUGUUGCAGACCGUUCCUUGUUGCUUUCCUCUGUGUUCUCUUGUGUAUUCGACCUCAAGGUCCGCACCCUGCUGCAACUGAAUUUAAGAGCUUAGCUUUCCCAUUACUGACUUCAAACUUCUUUUCUUUUCUAUAUCCCACUCUUGCCUUGAGGUGUAAAUAAAAAGUCCCAGCUUGUCUGGUUUUCGUA